CGGCCUCACACGAGACGAAAAUGCAGCUUUCGAUAAUAACCGAGUGACCUUUGAUUUUCCUGAUUUAUUCGUACAUUCUGCUAUGGAUGUGAUACCUUCAACCUCACGGUGUAAUAGUGCGGUGAAUAAGCAAUUUAGUGCCGUAGAAAUUGAACUGUACUAUUUGAUAGCCAAGUAUUUAUCGUCCGGCCCCUGCAAGAAAGCGUAUGAGGUGCUGAGGGCCGAAAUUGAAGAAAAUCAGUUACUACCUAAGAGAUAUGACUGGCUGGGCAAUGAACAUAGGAAAUCACUCGAUGAAGUGGAUCGUCAGCUUGGUCAUCUUAGUAAUGACCACCUUCUGCGCGUUGUGUCCCGUCUUGGGCCUGCAAUCAAUCAGCUAGUCAAACUUCCAUACCCUACAGCUGCUACGCUCUUAGGGGCCGGCACUCAGUCACUGCUGCGCACAGAAAAUGACCUGUAUAAAAGUUACAAGACCCUGUCGGAUGUGGUAGUCCGCCACCGUGGUUAUCCUCCUCUCGAGCCAGUGCAGUAUCUAGGGCCUCCCUGCCUCACACAGACUAUCUUGGGAAGAGAACUUCAGGGUACCAUCAACCAGAAACAUGUGGUCACAAAUAAGUUCUACAGCCGCAUUCAGCUGUACUUCCGCUCCGUUGGGCACCUUUCUGCGGUGUACUGUAUGCUCUUUGACCGCACAGGAAAAUAUAUCAUUACCGGUGCUGAUGACACAUUGGUCAAAAUCUGGAGCACCUUUGAUGGACGUCUCAUGGCCACCUUGAGAGGAGCAUCAGCAGAAAUUUCUGAUCUUGCCAUCGAUGGGGAAAAUACUUUAAUUGCUGCUGGAUCCUGUGACAAGAUCAUCAGAGUAUGGAGCCUCCAGACCCUGGCACCUGUUGCAGUCUUAUCCAGCCACACCGGCAUGAUAACUGCCCUUCAGUUUUGUCCAGCUCCAGACAGUGAAGGAGUCUUGGUAUCAACAGGUGGUGAUGGUUGUGUGGCCUUUUGGACUUACACUCGCAGAUCAGGAGAAAUAAAGUUUGAUUCUAAACCCCUCAAAGUGAAUGAAAGAGUGAGACCAGGAAAUGCACAGCUGAUUUGUGCAUCGUUUAGUGCAGGAGGACAUUUCCUGGCAGUGGGAGGAGCUGACCAUUUUGUCAGAGUAUAUCAUCUUGGUGGAGAAGAUGGAGUAGAGAAGCUCAUUGAGACAGAGCGGCAUCAGGACCGUGUUGAUAGUAUCCAGUGGUGCCACAAAGGAUUGAUGUUUGUGUCAGGCAGUCGUGAUGGUACAGCACUUGUAUGGCGCUACGAAACACAACAGUGGAAGAACCUCGUCUUGAAUAUGACUGACAGACUUCCUGGGGACAGUCCUCCAUCUGAAGAGAUACGUCGGCUCCAAGUAACAAUGGUAGGAUGGAACAGGAGUGAUGAAUAUGUCAUCACAGCUAGCAAUGACAAGUGGUUGCGAGUGUGGGAUAGUAGCCAAGGCAAGCUUAAACAUAUUCUCAGGGGCCAUGAGGAUAACUCCUAUGUGAUUGAGGCACAUCCCCUCGAAAAUAAUAUUAUCCUGACUGCAGCUCAUGAUGGUCAAUUGAUGAUCUGGGAUAUCAGCACAGGAACUCUGGUGAGAAGCUUUAAAAAUACCAUUGAAGGCCAAGGUUAUGGUGCAUUAUUUGAUGCCAAGUGGUCACCUGAUGGUUACACUAUAGCAACAACAGAUUCUCAUGGACAUCUCAUUCUCUUUGGUAUUGGACACAAUGAGAAAUUCAAGAAGAUACCAAAAGAGCUUUUCUUUCAUACGGACUAUCGGCCUCUUGUGCGAGAUGCCAAUAACCAUGUGCUGGAUGAGCAGACUCAGAUGGCACCACACCUCAUGCCACCCCCAUUCUUGGUCAACAUGGAUGGUGACCCAUAUCCUCCCGAAUACCAGAGGCUUGUACCUGGUCGAGAAAACUGCAGACAUGACCAGCUUAUUCCAAAUGUUUUAUUGAAUGCAAAUGGUGA
Molecule: messenger RNA, 1998 nt
Organism: Penaeus vannamei (Pacific white shrimp)
Lineage: Eukaryota; Metazoa; Arthropoda; Malacostraca; Decapoda; Penaeidae
Source: RefSeq, a predicted model, not a curated record